UUGCAGAGAUGGAAGACGGUGAAGAGCCGGGUUUAGUUCACUCUCACAGCUCUACUUCUGGGUCAAAAUCGAGCAGUGACAAGAUGUUUUCUCUCAAGAAAUGGAAUGCUGUUGCAAUGUGGAGCUGGGAUGUGGAGUGCGAUACAUGCGCCAUCUGUAGGGUCCAAGUUAUGGAUGCAUGCUUGCGGUGUCAGGCUGAAAAUAAACAAGAGGACUGUGUCGUGGUAUGGGGAGAGUGCAACCACUCUUUCCACAAUUGCUGCAUGUCUCUCUGGGUGAAGCAGAACAAUCGCUGCCCACUGUGCCAGCAGGACUGGGUCGUGCAAAGAAUCGGCAAAUGAAAUGCCUCUAACUUCCCCAUCCUUCCACUGCAAGUUUGGACAGGAGACCGAACUCAAUACUGCAACCUUCUAUGUACAUUGUGUGUGCUUGCUGCUGUCAUUUCUUCAAUGCUAAGAUAUAGAUUGAAUGGCCAAUAUCUUGGUGAAGAUGUCCUUGCCCCACUCUUCGAUGGAAAUGUCGGCAGGUGCAGGGCAAUGCUGAAGAACUGAGGAUAGUUGCUGCGCUUGGUGUCAUGGUUAACUUUUUUUUGUGAGAAAAAAGUUGGUUAUUAAAAAGUCUAAGCAUAGCUUUGUUAUUUCUUCCUUUAGCAUUUUAAUGUGAUGGUUUAUGGUUAGAUGAAGUCUGAACUCAGACCAUGAGGUGUCUGCCUUCCUUGCUACCUGUAAGAGCACAUUUCAUACUUCACCUUCUAAUCAAGAGAAUGAUUACAGAAUAUCUACGAUUGUCUCGGCACCAUGUGUAGGCUUUUGGGGUUUGGAUCCAUGGUGCUGCAGGGACUGUAUUUAGCCAGAGAACUUCCCAGAUUGCAUAAUUGGGGCAUUAUAAUUGCAUAAUACAUGCCAAUUAGACAAGUCACACGUCCAUAAGAAUAGUCACGUUCAAAUGAUGAAAUAAUCGUACGUUCAACUUGAAAUAUUAUAUACUGCUUAUAUCAUAACAUGCAUUUAAUUUGAAACGCAUGAAUGGUUUGGCAAAGGUUUUGAUGGAUAUUUGCAUGGCAACAGCCAAAGUUUGAAAACAUUUUCCUUACUCAUCUUCUCUAUGGUUACAAGCAGCCCUGUAUGUUGUGUAGGAAUGUUACACCCAGUAGUUUCCAUUGAAAAUUAGACCUGUAUCAAUUCCCACUCUAUACAAACACACCUUUCCUACAUUUGAACAUGUCAUGCUCCUUAGAUGAAAACUGUUGGACAAUUAAAUAUACAUGCCAACUCAGUCUCAAUCAGCAAAGUUACAGAAGCUGUUUUGGAUACAAGGAGUUUCCAUUUUACAGACACUUAUCCAGAGCGACUUACCGUAAGUAGUGAGUGCAUACAUUUAUGUACUGGUCCCCUGUGGGAAUUGAACCCACAACCCCGGUGUUGCAAGUGCCAUGCUCUACCAACUGAGUGCACGAAGAUAUGAAACAAGACCUGUGUUGCAUAAUAGCUGAGGUGAUGUGUAUACAGUGCGAAAACAUGAUGGAAAAUAAAAACAGGUUUCACUUUGAUACUGUAAAUGUACAGUGCCUUCGGAAA
Messenger RNA from Oncorhynchus mykiss (rainbow trout), 1577 nucleotides. RefSeq names its product RING-box protein 2. Gene Ontology annotation, molecular function: zinc ion binding. Lineage: Eukaryota; Metazoa; Chordata; Actinopteri; Salmoniformes; Salmonidae. The record is from RefSeq and is a predicted model, not a curated record.